CCGCGGCGGGCACAGCGCGGGACAGCGGCACCGGCCGGCCCCGAGCCCAUGCGAGCCGGGCGCGGCUCUGGCCGCCCCGCAGGGCACCCGCCAUGCACGGCCGCCCCCAGCCCCAGCCCCUGCCCGGCCCGCAGCCCCCGCGGCUGCCCAAGGCAGGCAGGAGGCGCUACAAGACCUUCAUGAUCGACGAGAUCCUCUCCAAGGAGACCUGCGACUACUUCGAGAAACUUUCGCUCUACUCCGUCUGCCCGUCGCUCCUGGUCCGGCCCAAGCCGCUGCACUCCUGCGCCGGCUCCCCGCCGGUGCGGGCGCUCCCGCUGCUGCCCGCGCUCCCGCCGCUGCUCCCGGGCGGCUCCCGGCUCCUGCCCGCCGAGGCCGCCCCCGGAGAGCCCCAGGGCAGCAGCGAGUCGGAGGCAGAGCAGCCCCCGCCUCGCUCGAAGAAGCCGCGCCGGAGCAGGACCAUCUUCACUGAGAUCCAGCUCAUGGGCCUGGAGAAGAAAUUCCAGAAGCAGAAGUACCUCUCCACCCCCGAUAGGCUCGACUUAGCCCAAUCCUUGGGGCUGACUCAGCUCCAGGUAAAGACGUGGUACCAGAACCGUAGGAUGAAGUGGAAGAAAAUGGUGUUGAAGGGUGGACAGGAAGCUCCAACGAAGCCCAAAGGCCGCCCAAAGAAAAACUCCAUCCCCACCUCAGAGGAGAUUGAAGCAGAGGAGAAAAUGAACAGCCAGGCUCAGAGUCAGGCACAGGAGGGAUCUCGAGCCUCUGAGGAGCCAAAACUAACAGAGGAGAACCCAGAAAAAGUCCUGCUGGAGACAGAGGGGUGUCCAGAACAUGCACCAGAGCCUUCCUCAGAGGAGACUACACCAUUAAGUUAAAAGGGAGAGAAAAGAGAGGAAAAGAAGAGAAAAAAAAAAAAAAAGAGAGAGAAAAGAGAAAAAUCAAAACCAAAUAUAUAUAUGUAUAUAUAUAUUUAAAUAUGUAUGUAAUGGUGUGUGUGUACAUAUAUAUAUAAAUAUAUAUAUAUGUAUGUAGACCUUGUGAAUAAGUCUAAAGAUUGGUCACUUUGUGCCUUUGGGAAUCAGCCAUCACGGGCCAGGUGGAACAGAGACAUGCCAUGAGAGUGGUGCCAGCCUGUUCCUCUGGCAGGUGCCUGAGCCUUCCUGCAGAGAGGCCCGGGCCAUGUUUCCAGGGAAAGCCAUGCCUAGAACCCCAGGCAGCUCCUUGAGAAGCCUGGGGCUCUCCCAGGCAGGGGGGCAGGUGUGCUGGAGGGUCACUGUGCUAAACUUGCCUUGUGUGGUGCCAGUGGACAAAAAGCUUGGCCUAGGCUCAGAUCAGGGAUAGCUGAGGAAUGGGAGCUCUGACAGCACCAUUUCCUCCUGUAACCAGCACUUAAUUCUGUUAGGGAUGGGCCCCACUUCAACUGUUUUAGGAAAUGGUUCAGACCCCAGGUUUGCUUUGGCCCAGUUUAAAGCUUCCAAAGGGACAUCCACACCUGGGUCAGCUCCAGUUGCCUCUCCUUGGGUGGUCUGGGUGCUGUGAAUUUGCAGUGAUGUGGGAUAAAACUUGGAAUGAGAUGAGCAUUUGGAUAUAAGUCUGCUCCAAAAGCUUUUGGGUACUUGGAUCUGGGACUUUUGCUUUGGGCCCACUUCUAAUUUUUUUGGGGGGUUUUUUAAAUGAACUGUUAAAUGUUUUCAGGGUUUGGGGAAAAUGAUGGAUUUCCAAAGUUGCUGCAGGAAGUUGGCAUUUGUUUAAGAUGUAUGCCAAGAAAAAAGGUGCAUCAUGUUUUAUAGAGUCUUGUUUUGGGUGCAUUUUGCCCAAAGGCUGCAAGAGAUGUAUUAAGAUAACCUUUAUUUUUUAAUUAAAAAUAAAAUAUAUGAAUCAAA
Oenanthe melanoleuca is the source of this 1883-nucleotide messenger RNA. RefSeq names its product BARX homeobox 2 (gene BARX2). The transcript is spliced from 4 exons. The coding region runs from base 93 to 875 and encodes 260 amino acids. The record is from RefSeq and is a predicted model, not a curated record. Gene Ontology annotation, molecular function: DNA binding; DNA-binding transcription factor activity, RNA polymerase II-specific. Gene Ontology annotation, biological process: regulation of DNA-templated transcription. NCBI's taxonomy places the organism in Eukaryota, Metazoa, Chordata, Aves, Passeriformes, Muscicapidae.